Molecule: messenger RNA, 3038 nt
Organism: Spirodela intermedia
Lineage: Eukaryota; Viridiplantae; Streptophyta; Magnoliopsida; Alismatales; Araceae
Source: the annotation of a GenBank genome assembly
AUGGACCCAGCGGUUUCGGGACCGGAGGUUCAUCAUCAUUCACCACCGCCGCCGCCGCCGCCUCCACCACAGCCGCCGCCACCCCCACCACCACAAUCGCCGCCGCCGCCACCACCAUCGUCGCCGCCGCCGCGAUCCUUUUUCUUCUUACCGCGGUCAUCAUCACCACAAGCGAAGAGGAUGGUUGGAAUGAUAGAGAGAGACGCCACCAUCAUGCAGAAGAGAAAGAAAACCCCAGUGACCACGUAAGAUGAGCCGCCGCCGCCGUUGCCCGCCAACGAGGCCCUGGCCAUCGUUCUUCGCUUCUUAUCAACAACUGGGAUUUGGAUAGACAGGAGGAUGGGACUUAAUAUAGAUUCGAACGCGCUGGCGCCUAAUCCGAAACCGAUAUAAAUUAUUUUAUGUUGGAGCCUAUAACGAAGCUGCACGUUUCUCUGACUUCCGCUAGAAGCCUUGCCGCGAAGAUUCAGAGAUAGAGAGAGAGAGAGGGAACUUUUCGCCGUUUAAUUUUUCCUUCGUAGACGAGCGAAAUAAGGUUUAUAAAGAGUCAGAGAUUCAUUUUCAUGCUGUUUAGCGAACUGGAUCUCCUUAUUUUCCCAUGAAAUCUGUUUAUGUUUGAACAUCUAUUCAAAAGUAAGUGAAUAGUGAGUAGAGUCCUCCAGUUCUUGUUCCUCAGGAUACGAGCGAUCGCCCUGAGCCAAAGUUCCAGCUUUGCAAAGAGGCAGAAGUAUGGUGUUCAUAGAGCAUCUCUCGCCACUUCUACUCAGAGACGACGCAUCUGCUCAGAGAGAAAAAAUUUCGUGUGACCACGUAGUGCUUGGUCCCUCUCUGGGAGGGGAUUUGUCCCAACCUUGUCGUAUGUUCAAAUUCCUAAAUUUUUCAAUGCUCUCUACCGAGUCCUACUAGUCCAAGUCAUAGGAUCUGGGCUCCAAGUACGGAUGAAAGAUUAAACCAUUUCUUAUGGGCCCAAGUGAUCAUAAUGAUUUGGAUACAAACUUAUUUGACGUAGCUAUGGGAUGAUUUAAAAGGGAAUUAUUUCUAUCAUUAAUUAUCACUUUUUAAUUCAUAAAAAAGCUUCCUUCCAUCAUUUAUUUUUAUUUCUAUUAUAUUUUGACUAGUCUAGAUAUCACCGGGUCAAACGCACCAGACCUAUUGGUAGACUAGUUUUGUUGAGUCCCAUACUUGAGCAUCUAUAUCUCUCUAAACAGGGUCACAAACUAAGAGAGAUGGGGUAGAAUUGCCUGAUGGAAUCUUCGAUUCUCUUCAAGAAAUCCUUCCUCUUUUUAUCCCUCUAGGUCUUUUGAACCCUCGUUUUUGUUGCAAGAAAAAUUUAAGCAUGAACUCAUUUUUGCAGAACUUUUCAUCUCUUUUAUGAGCUACUCUUAAAACCAUAUUGAAUCUUUAUGCCUAUAAUGACUUUAUUUUUUCUCAUAUGCUACACUAUAGUUUUCGAUGAUUUAAAAGACCCAGUUUUCUUUUUAAAUCGGGUCCAUCUUUGGCACUGAGUUGCCAUCAAAGAUCUGAAGGUUUUACACAGCCAAAGGUGACAUAAAAAAUUAAGGUAAUAGUAGAAAGUUGAUCUCAAGCAUGGACGCUUGUUAAUUAAAUAGAUGGGGAUUAGAAGAGACGAUGGAUAAAGGUACAGAAAUCAAAGCCUCUCUAGGUUGGAAAAAUCUUCCAGCCAAAUUAAAAUAAUGGAAAGAUUGUUCAAGUGAAACAAUUUUUUGGUUAAGUUUAACGUUUUUUUCAAGUCGAAAGCUUAUGGUGAAAUUUGAAUAUUUAAUAGGUUUAUAAACAAGGUUAAGAUUGGUUCCUAUUCUGUGUUUUAUGAUUGGAAUCGUGAUAGCGAUUCUCUAUGAUUAUUGUUACAUGAAAAAAAAAAGAAGGAAUCAUCUUAGGAUUGUCUUGGAGCCCAACAAAAGGUUGAAUCAAACAAUGGGUAGAACCAAUGUCAUGCUGAUGUACGAGAGAACAUAGGAAAUGACCGUAAAUCGGUUCUGAAUAUGUGUUAGAUUUGAGCCUAUAGAGUCCUCGAGCCAUCUCCAACAUUUCUAAAACAGUUUUUCCUUGAAUAAUAAUUACGUCUUUAAUAUUUAUGAAAAAACAUUUUCCGUAUUGUUUGAAUUUUUAUCCCCGCAAUGCAGAUGCCAUUAUGGUAAUGAGUAGAUAUCAUAAUAAUUUGGAGUCUCGAAAUGUUAUGCCGAAUUAAAAGUCAAAUGUACGGAAUCAUUUUGCGGUUAGAAGCUUUGACUAGUUAACUCGCGUGAUCCUUAUCCGACCGACCCACUUAAUGGAAGGAGAGCGCAUCAAUCCCCAUCACACAGCCGCCGCCCGAAGCCCAGCCACAUCUUGGCCGCCGCCACCGGCGCCUUCCGGGGAACCGCCGCCACGUCCUGCACCGUCGGUGCCCUGGCCAUGAUUUCUCACAUUAUACUCUUUCUGUGGACGAGUGGAGAUCUUGAUGUGAGAGGAGGAGAAGCCACAUCUGAUGUAAUGUAGUCGAGUCUGACAUUGUAAUUAAGUAUUGGCCGUAAAAUCUUUAGGGAAUGGCGAGAGAGAUUAACACCGGAUCAACCAAGUCGAAGAAUUCUUCCUAACGAUUUAGAUAAGUGAGGGGGAGAGAGAGAGAGAGAGAGAGAGAGAGAGAGAUUCAGCAUGACUAUUGGGGGCUUAAAAUGCACAUGUUUUUAGAACAAAAAGGUUUGCGUACGAAUUUUUAAACUGCUGAAUUCGGAAACAACCGUUGCCUAAACUCUGUCCCUCUGACGGUGCAUCGAGGAAGAUGGUCAAGGGGCAGAUCAAGCUGGAGCCGGUGAGUGGCUCCAGGAAAAUAGGAUUAGCUCGCCCCACCGCCGCCGCCACAGCCUCCGCCUCCACCGCCGCCUCCACAGCCUCCGCCGCCACCGCCGCCACCGUCACCGCCACCGCCGCCACCGUCACCGCCUCCACCGUCACCGCCUCCGUCACCACCAUCACCACCAUCACCACCUCCGUCUCCCCCGCCAUCACAGCAACUGCACCAGGAGCCUGCACCGUAG